ACCCCUGGCUGCACCGUGACCCGCUCCCGGUGUUUCGCUCUCCCCUGUGCCUCAUCCGUGGAGCGGCUUCCUGUGAGGGGAGAGUGCGCAAUGGUUUGGAGCCUUUCAGUCCAGGGUCGUCAUGAUCGUGAUUGAUUUCACCACUUUAAUCACAGCUAAUUACAGGAUGUGCUGUUCAUUGCUGUGCUGUGUCAGGAGAUGGAUUGGGACCAGUUUGACUUGAACCCUAAAACAAUUGCUGCCCUGAAAAAAGCUGACAUAAAAUCAGUAAGAGAAGUUUUAAACCUCUCUGGAGCAGACUUGCAGAGACUGAUGAAGCUCUCCAGUGCAGACAUCCAGUGCCUGCUCAGAACAGUGUCCCACAUGCUGAGGAGGAACAGCAUGCUCACAGCACUUCAACUCUACCAAGAUAAAGAUCAUUUCACCUCCCAGCACCAGAAGCUGAGCCUGGGAUGCUCAGUGCUAGACAACCUGCUGAAAGGUGGCAUUCCUUUAGUGGGAAUCACGGAGCUGGCUGGGGAGAGUUCUGCUGGGAAGACUCAGAUUAGUUUACAGCUGUGCCUGUGCGUGCAGUAUCCUUACAAGUACGGUGGAUUAGAGUCUGGAGCUGUCUACAUUUGCACAGAAGAUGUGUUCCCAAGCAAACGUUUGCAGCAGCUCAUAGAGCAACAGCACAAGCUGCGUGCAGAUGUUCCAGCUGAAAUCAUACACAAGAUCAGAUUUGGAAACAGCAUUUUUGUUGAGCGGGCAGCAGACCUGGACAGCUUCCAGCAGUGCCUGUCGCGGCGGCUGUCGCUGCUGCUGGCGCGGGGCAUGGCGCGCCUCGUGGUCAUCGACUCCCUCGCCGCCCUGUUCCGCUGCGACUUCGGCCCCGCACAGGCCGCGCUCAGGGCGCGCUACCUGCAGAGCUUCGGGGCACAGCUGCACAGCCUCAGCACCAGGUUCAGCACUCCCAUCAUGUGCAUUAACCAGGUGUCGGAUGCAGUGAGCGAGUCAGAGGCUGCUCAGUGCAGCUGCAGGGUAGAGGGCAGCAGAGUCACUCCAGCACUCGGAAUAACCUGGUCCAACCAGCUGCUGAUGAGACUGAUGGUCAGCCGGGCCUCCCUGCCCGGACACUCACCCGGGGCAGCAUCACACUGCGCUGGAAGCGUCAGGACUUUAAGGGUCGUUUUUGCUCCUCAUCUCCCUCCAUCCUUUUGCUACUAUACAGUACAGCUGGAAGGUGUAAAAGGAAUAAAAUAACUCUUUUACACAGUGAAGUGUCUUGCCCCACAAAUGUACCAGAACUUGGCUUCAGGAAGAAUUACUGGUGAAAUGGAAUUCUUCCUAGACGAGAGAAAUCGAUGGUGAACAAUGAACAAUGGUAUGGGUACCUUUAGCCUUGUCUGCAUUGUGAAAGAUGAGCUUUGUACAUUGGAUAUUCAGCUUGUGAGAUGAGUAUCCUGAAGGUUUUGAAGGAGAGGGAAAUUGUGGGCUGGUGGAGGCUGCACAGUGGAGUGAGAUGUAGCAAUCCCCAUGAUGGGGGAGACCUGAUGUCUAAUUUUAUUUUAAUAGCAAGCUUAUCUAGAAACAACAUUUACUGUAGUUUUGUAUCCUCUGUUUCCAGACCCAACAGGUCUUGAAAUUCAACCAGUUUAUGUUGCCUGCUGGUGGUUCUGAGUCUGAUGCUGCCAAUUAAGGAUAGCCAUUCUUUUUCACAAAGCAGCUGCUCUAUUUUAAAACCAUUUGUUAUUAAGAUUUUAAAGAAAAUAAUCCCAUAAAGGCACUUGAUUUUAACAUCUUACUGUAAGAAUUAAAAUUGCACUGCCUUUGUACUGGAUGAGAAUAUCUGACUUCAUAGCACUGUUAAAAUUUUUUCUAAUGGUUCAUUUCCACUCUCUUCCUGCUUUCCAGUCCCUUCCCUUCAUAGCAAAAGCCCCUUCAGCCUCUUUCAUUUGAAGGACAGCAAACCACAUCCCCCAUCCCUUUGUUCUCUUUGCCUAUUGCUGAAGCUGUGUAGCCUCAGGCCAAGGUCUCUGCUUGUUCCUGGUGCUCUGCCCUGCUCUGUGCUUUGCUGGAUCAGCAUUCUUCGUGGGCUUUGCAUUGCCUCUCAUGUCCUGUGUCCCUGCUGCUGCGCUCUCAGCUCAGAUGCCAAAGGGCACCUUCAGCUCUUUUCAUCCAUCCAGAGGUUAUUGCUCUUCUCAGGUGAUUUUUGUUGUUCCAUUAGAGCUUCACAUGGGUUUUCUUCCUGUCUUUGUGCUGUCACAUUUUCCUGCUGUCCUCUGGCCAUUCCAUGACAUCCUCUUUUCCUGUGGCUGAGUUUUUCCAUUGCUCUGUUCCAUGUGCAAGCCAGCCAGGUGAAGUUACACUGUGCAAAGGCCUCUGUUCAGUGGGUGCCUGCUCCCAUCAGUGGGUGACGUUCACUUGUAUCACACAAUCACCAAGCUCUCACCUUUCCCCUCCUGCUGUGGCCCAGACAGGAGCUCCAGGUGUUUCUGUGAGUGCCAUUGCUCAGGUCUGUCUUUGGGCCAGGGAACCCUGUGUUUGUGGGACAGCUGCCUGGCUCUGCCUGUCUGCAGUCCCGCUCCUUCAGGACACUCAUCCAUCUUUUCCUGUGGAAGCAGGCAGCUGUGUAGCUGAAAGGGAAACUUCAGUCUGCCUGUGAGCUGCCUCAGCUGAACUAUGGCAGAAGAUUUCUCAAGGGACAACCGAGUAUGACUCCAGGAAAAGAGACCAUGUGUGACUGCCUCAGGAAGUUCAGAGGAGAACAGGCACAGCUUGAAGCUGAAGCAAGCAGAAAGGAUGAGCUGCUUUGAGUGCCUUCUGCAACCCCUUCAGAUGUCUCAGGGGCCCUUGUGCAAAUACCACAAGUUGUGCCUAAGUAAUUUUUGUAAAAUGUCUUAAUUCUCUGUAUUUGGAAAUGACUGCACAGCAUUUUUUUAAUAAAAUCCAACCAUGAAGCUUAGAAACCUUUGUGUUCUCUAAGAAAAGGUGACAAUGCCACAGGCAGGGCCACCUCCUUCUUCAAACCCUUAUCUUCUGUGUCUCCUCCCUCACCACUUCAAUAAGGAUCAACUACUGCAGCACAGGUACCACUUCAGCUCCCUUCUGUUCCUGCCCUGUGUACCUGGGCUGGAACUGCAGCCAAGAUAAUGCUCAUCCUGUUAUGCUGACUGGGAAAAGCAGCCACAGAGAGAUGCAGCUGAUUAAUGGGAGUCAUCAAACCCUACCUGGAUAUUCAUUUGCAGAAGACCCUCAUCAAAUCCUGGGCUCCAAUAACAGGAGUUUGCCUUGCUGUGAGCCAUGUCCAGAACAGUGAGAAACCUCGGAAGGUUCAGUCUGUAAUAUUUUGAUCACUCUUUUUUGCAACGUGACUGCUUGCAGGAAUGGCCCCAAAGUGUUGAAGUCACAGAUGGCUCUGUGAUCAAAGUUCCAGUUUACCUGAUAAAAACCACUUUUACCUACAAAGAGAAGUAAUAUUUUACCUGCUUAAGUGUUCUGUCAUUACCCUGUUGGUUUGUGGUUAUUUCUCUCCAGCUGAGUCAGAGUGCGUUACAGUUUGUCUCCUGACUCAUGAGCACACACACACAGACCCUGGAAUCUCAACUCCAGCUGAGCCCCUCUGAGGCUCACAGCCAACACUCACUCAGCCACUCCAGUUCUGCCCUGCC
Prinia subflava (tawny-flanked prinia) is the source of this 3650-nucleotide messenger RNA. It is a transcript of the gene XRCC3, whose product is annotated as X-ray repair cross complementing 3. Gene Ontology annotation, molecular function: ATP-dependent DNA damage sensor activity; four-way junction DNA binding; ATP binding. Bases 199 to 1242 code for a protein of 347 amino acids. The transcript has 8 exons. NCBI's taxonomy places the organism in Eukaryota, Metazoa, Chordata, Aves, Passeriformes, Cisticolidae. The record is from RefSeq and is a predicted model, not a curated record. Gene Ontology annotation, biological process: double-strand break repair via synthesis-dependent strand annealing; t-circle formation; telomere maintenance via recombination. Gene Ontology annotation, cellular component: replication fork; Rad51C-XRCC3 complex.